AUGCCGCCCCCAAAGACAAUCUUCACCUCAUACGAGCGAAACGCGCUGAAGGAUAGAUGGGGUUCGCAAGCAACGCGCCUCAAUCGUGAUUCCUUCCUUCCCUUUGGCUCCUGCCAGCUAUGUCUCCUUCCCUCAGUAGAUCCAGUAUGCUGUCCAUCAGGCGAUUUGUUCUGUCGGGAGUGCGCCAUGACAAAUCUUUUGGCUCAACGGAAAGAGAUGAAGCGGCUGGAAAAGGUCAAUGAACGGCAAAAGCUGGAUGAUGAAGACCAAAAGUCACGUGAAGAGGAGGAGGCGCGAUUGCGAGCAGUAGAAGAGUUCGAAGCUGUGCAAAUGGGACUUUCAGUCAAGUCCGGCGCAUCCGCACGAGUCGUGGGGAGGCAGGACGGCAAAAUCAUGGUAGAAGAAGAGCAGGAUGCGAAAGCCGGAGAGGGUAGAGGCACGAAGCGCAAGUUCGAAAUCGACGAGGAGGAACUCAAGCGCAUCGCGACCGAAGAAAGAACCAAGGCAAAACGAACACUAGAUGAAGAGCGCAAAGCUGCAAAAGGCCAUCUACCAAGUUUCUGGGUCCCAGGCGAGACACCAGAUCAACACCACAAAAACGCCGAAAAGGCAAAGCAAACGCCUAUUUGCCCGUGCAGCGAUCCAGAUCAUCCGCACGGCCUAUCCCUCAAGGGCCUCACCAGCGUCAAUUUCCACGAAGAAAAGUCACAAGAGACUGGCAAAUCUAUCCGCACGUGUCCAGCUUGCCAGAAAUCGCUAUCCAACAGCUCAAAAGCUAUGCUCGCCAUUCCUUGCGGCCACGUCCUCUGCAAACCGUGCGUCGACAAGUUUCUCAAGCCCGAGCAUCGACAUCACCGCGAUGCACACGACCAUGGUCCUGAGCCCGAAACGAUACAUUGUUAUGUCUGUGAUGCAGACCUUGCGACAGCACUGGAGGCGAAAGAAGAGAAGAAGAAGAAGAAGGACAAGGAGAGAGCGCCGAAGCCAGGACUGGUAGAGAUUAAGAGUGAAGGGACAGGGUUUGCAAGUGGAGGCAAGGCUGUGAUUAAGAAAGAUGGUGUGGCGUUUCAAGUAUAG
Pyrenophora tritici-repentis Pt-1C-BFP is the source of this 1077-nucleotide messenger RNA. The record is from RefSeq and is a predicted model, not a curated record. Lineage: Eukaryota; Fungi; Ascomycota; Dothideomycetes; Pleosporales; Pleosporaceae.